Messenger RNA from Beta vulgaris subsp. vulgaris (sugar beet), 2199 nucleotides. RefSeq names its product FCS-Like Zinc finger 10. Bases 429 to 1676 code for a protein of 415 amino acids. The record is from RefSeq and is a predicted model, not a curated record. Lineage: Eukaryota; Viridiplantae; Streptophyta; Magnoliopsida; Caryophyllales; Amaranthaceae. The transcript is spliced from 3 exons.
CUCUUUAAAUCCAGAGUAGUAUUGUUGUUUUUAGAGAGAGAAAGAAGAAGAAGAGUAUUUCAGAAGCUCUCUCUCACUCACUAAUUCACUAUGCUUUGCUGAUUUUGAUGCAUUUUACAGUAAGAUAGAAGAAGAGGAGAGAGAAAGUAAGAGAGAAGUGCAGGACAAGUCUUUUUUGCUUCUUUUGUUCAUCCUUUGUUUUUUCCCUUUUUCUUCUUCUUCUUUUUUUAUUUUCUUCCACCAUUUUUAUUCAAGACUCAGACUUUUUCAGACAAAAGAAAAAAAAUUAUACUCACAAGUCACAACCAUUAUAUAUAUUUACUUCAUUUUGGGUUUUUCUUACUUGGGUUCUUUUUUUUUUUUUGAUUUUGAGAGGUGAGGAAAAUCAAUUAAAGAAAUCAAAAGAUUAGGGAUUUUUUCUGGUAAUAAUGCUGAAGAAAAGGAGUAGAUCAAUUCCAAAAGAUCAACAAAUGGGUCAAAUAACAUCAGAUGGUGGUUCUGAAACCAAUUUACAAUCUGAUGUUUUAGGGCAAAGACAAAAGACCAACUCUUUUUUUAAUGUUCCUGGUCUAUUUGUAGGAUUAACACCUAGAGGUGCAUCAGAUUGUGACUCAGUUAGAAGCCCAACUUCACCUCUUGAUUUUAAGCUGUUUUGUAAUUUGGGUUGUUCUUUUAGGUUCCCAAAAUCAUCUCAAGAGGGUACCCAUAAGUGUUGGGAAUGUCAUAAGGUUGGACUUGGGAGCAUUGUAGAUUCACUUGAUGAUCAUGAUGAAAUAAACCAACCUGUGAAAGAUAAAGUAAUGGCUUCAUCUAACAGUAAGAUUAUACUAUUUGGGUCUCAAAUUAGGAGCAAAGGAUCCCCGAAUUCGCCUAACCAUGGCAAUUUUUGUGAGGCACCGAAAUCGUUACCUAAAAACUAUGCAAUUUUCCCUAAUGCUAGGUUGAAACCUUCUAAUCUUCAAGAGGGUAGCUCUGAUGUUUUAUUUGAGAUUGGAGGAGACCCUAUAGAGUCUGAUGACCCAUGUGAGAAAAUCCAGUCUUCUUCUCUGGAUUCUAAGAGACUAGGGUCUGAAAUUUGUAGGUUGAAAACUCGUAAUGUCGAGUCGAGCACCAAGCGUUCUUGUUUUGAGAAAGGGACCAUUGGAAACGGUUCGAGUUCUGAUUUGGUUGAAGGAAAUCUUAAUACCGAGAAUGAGCUGACUAUAGGUUCAAUGCCGAGUGGCUCUGGCAACGACAUAGCUCGAUCUCUCACUCCUGAAGAGAUUGAGCUCUCAGAGGACUAUACAUGUGUUAUAUCACAUGGUCCCAAUCCCAAAAAGACUCAUAUUUUUGGUGACUGUGUUUUGGAAUGUCACCCCAAUGAAAUUGAUCUUGGAAAUAAGAGGGAAAGCUUCGAGACGAUUAGGCCUUGUUUGGAAAAUUCUUUGCAGAAAUCUCCAUUAUCACCAUACCCUUCAAAUGAUUUCUUGAGCUCCUGCUACUUUUGCAAGAAGAAGUUAGAAGAGGGUAAAGAUAUAUUCAUGUAUAGAGGUGAGAAAGCUUUCUGCAGUUGGGAUUGCCGUUUGGAGGAGAUCUCGAUCGAGGAGGAGCAAGAGAAAUCGAUCAUCGAUGCUCCCGGAGAAUCGUCGAACAAUGGUGACGACAUUUUUGAAAAAAACAUAUUCGUUGCUAUAUAGAGAUAAUGUGAAUUGCUAUCCUAGAGCCAUUAUUCACCAUGAUUGAUGAAACUGCCAAAAAUUUGAUCAUCUGAUAAUAAAGAGCUGUGUCUUUUGUGUAUGUAUUUGCAGCCUCAGGUGGUCAUUUUUCAUGGCACAUAAGUAUAACUCUUUUGUUGCAAUUUCAUCAUUCAUGGUUUUAGUGACUGUUGGAUAGCAAAACGGCUAGAUUUUUUUUAAAAAAUCAAAAUAUAAUUUUGACCUAGUUUAUUAUAAAUAGUUGAAUGACUUGUUUUGUCAUUUUGGCUAAUUAAUUUGGUAGUAGCCACAUUUUCCUGGAUUUUCCAGGCAUUGUGAAAAACCAAAAAAAAAAAAAGAAGUGUUUUUUUGUUUCUUCUUUUUUGGUUCACCAUUUUGAAAGGAGUUGAUGUAUAAGCCUCCCAUCUGGACAAAUUUGUUGAGAUUAAUCUAUAUAUAAGUAGUAUUUUGGAUGUAAAACCUUGUGCAUUAUUAUUAUUAUUAUGCUUGAUAUAAUUUUAUAUAA